Parnassius mnemosyne (clouded apollo) is the source of this 1503-nucleotide messenger RNA. Lineage: Eukaryota; Metazoa; Arthropoda; Insecta; Lepidoptera; Papilionidae. The record is from the annotation of a GenBank genome assembly.
AUGGUCAAGGCGAAGAAGUUGUUACUCAAGUACGCCAAUGUUUUCCCGUCAAACGAAGCUGACAUAGGAAAGACUGGCUUAGUUCAACACAAAAUAAACACAGGACAAAAAUUGCCUAUUCGUCAGCGGCCAAGAAGAUUGCCUGUAGCACGUGAAAAGGGAGUGGAAACCAUGAUUGAGGGAAUGGUGAAGGAUGGUGUUAUUGAACCUUCAUCUAGUCCAUGGUGUUCACCUGUUGUGCUGGCAAAGAAGAAUGACGGCAGCAUGCGGUUUUGUGUUGACUACCGCCGCCUGAAUGACGUUACGAAGAAGGACAGCUAUCCCUUGCCUAGAAUUGAUGACUCGCUGGACAUGCUCACAGGCAUAAAGUGGUUUACAACGUUUGAAAGAUUGAUGGAGCUUGUACUUACCGGGCUAAUUGGAGAUGCCUGUCUGGUCUAUUUGGAUGACAUCAUCAUCGUAGGCUGUACGUUUGAGGAACACCUUCAAAACCUAGAACGCGUGCUCAUGAAGAUCCAGAGUGCCAACCUCAAGUUGAGUCCGAAGAAGUGCUCACUAUUCAAACGGCAAGUUAGCUUUUUGGGGUAUGUAGUGUCGGAAGAAGGUAUCCGCACGGAUCCAGAGAAAAUUGCCGCUGUCAAAGAUUGGCCGGUUCCAAAAGACAAGACACAGGUUAGAGCAUUUUUGGGAGCUCAAGAACCGUCUGUGCAAAACACCUAUUUUGGGGCCCGCAUCAGGGGCAAGGAAUUUAUAGUUGACACAGACGCAAGUGAUAUAGGAGUUGGCGGUGUGUUGUCUCAACGGAAUGGUGAUCAAGAGAUUGUGAUAGCAUACUUCAACAAGUCGUUGUCAAAGCCAGAAAGGAAAUAUUGUAUCAUAAGACGGGAAUUGCUUGCUGUGGUAAAGUUCAUGCAGAAUUUUAGCAAAUAUCUUCUGGGGCGGAAAUUUCGCUUACGAACUGACCAUGCUGCACUGAAAUGGCUAUUGCAGUUCAAAAAUCCGAAAGGACAAGUUGCGAGAUGGAUUGAACUACUGCAGGAAUACGACUUUUUCAUCGAACAUCGCAGCGGGAAAUCUCAUGGCAUUGCAGAUGCAUUAUCAAGAAGACUUUGCCCUGAAGAUUGCAAGCAUUGUGCUAGGCAAGAGGGUAAGGAAGUGGUAUCUGUGAGAAUACUCAGGAAAGACCAGCUCAGCAAUGAGUGGAAGGACAGCCUACAACAUGCACAACAGGAAGAUUCCGACAUUAAGCCGAUUCUGGAAUGGAUGAAGGCUAGUGCUCCUAAGCCCAAGUGGAGCGACGUCUCAGCAAUGAGUUCGACCACGAAAAGCUAUUGGGCCCAAUGGGACAGCUUGCUGAUUCAGGAUGGAGUCCUGUGCCGUAAAUGGGAAAAUGGUCGGGGAGACAGAUGUCGUUUGCAAAUGGUUGUCCCUAAGGCUAAAGUACCGGAUGUUCUACAGCUGUACCAUAGUGGUUGUUCAGGAGGCCACCUGGGAGUUAAAUGA